Molecule: messenger RNA, 2083 nt
Organism: Esox lucius (northern pike)
Lineage: Eukaryota; Metazoa; Chordata; Actinopteri; Esociformes; Esocidae
Gene: p2rx3b
Product: purinergic receptor P2X, ligand-gated ion channel, 3b
Exons: 12
Coding region: 274-1497 (407 amino acids)
Biological process (GO): response to ATP; monoatomic cation transmembrane transport
Cellular component (GO): plasma membrane; nuclear inner membrane
Molecular function (GO): extracellularly ATP-gated monoatomic cation channel activity; purinergic nucleotide receptor activity; ATP binding
Source: RefSeq, a predicted model, not a curated record
GACUAAGGAAGGAUGCUGUAACAUCAUUGAGACUGAAGUCAGUUAUUUGGACCAUAUUGAAAGAAGUAGUUAGGUUGCUUUUUGGAUACAAAAAACUGUUUUAGCAUGUAGGGAAACAAACACGCCUAGAAAGAAGCUUGGCCUUGAUGUGUGGCCGGAUAACUAGCUCACGUAGAAACACUACAGAGGCACCUUCUGGACUGUUCCAGAGCUUUGGGGUCAGUGACAGACUAGUUGGAUUCACUGGCUGUGCCCGGUCGGCUGAACACCAGGAUGUGGUCGUGCAUCACAGACUUCUUCACCUACGAGACCACUAAGUCUGUGGUGGUGAAGAGCUGGACCAUCGGAAUCAUCAAUCGAGUCGUGCAGCUCCUCAUCAUCAUCUACUUCAUCGGGUGGGUGUUUGUACACGAGCAGGCAUAUCAGAUCAGGGACACGGCCAUAGAGUCCUCUGUGAUGACAAAAGUCAAAGGAUUUGGGCUGUCUAACAACAGAGUCAUGGACGUAGCAGAAUAUGUCACUCCAUCCCAGGGGGCCUCUGUGUUCUGCAUCAUCACAAAAGUAAUCACCACAGAAAACCAAAUGCAGGGAGAAUGUCCUGAGAGUGAGAAGAAGUUUAUAUGUACGCAUAACGACAACUGCACCAGGUUCCUCAACAAGGCUGGAGGAAAUGGUCUUCCAACGGGCAGGUGUGUUCCUUUCAACAACACUCAUAACACCUGUGAGAUAAAAGGCUGGUGCCCUGCGGAAAUUGAUGACGUGAAGACGUCUCCCAUGAUGGAGGUGGAGAACUUCACAAUCUUCAUCAAGAACAGCAUCCGUUUCCCUCUCUUCAACUUUACAAAGGGCAACUUCCUGCCUACCAUCACCACUCAAUACAUCAACACGUGUAACUUUGACCAGGAGAACAACACCUACUGCCCCAUCUUCAAGGUGGGGGACGUCAUCCGUUAUGCCCAACAGAACUUCACCAAGCUGGCACAAAAGGGAGGGGUGAUAGGAAUUAAAAUUGGCUGGGUGUGCGACCUGGACAAGUCAGAGGACAAGUGUAGCCCCUCCUACUCCUUCACCCGUCUGGAUGCCAUGUCGGAGAAGAACCAGGUCUCCGUCGGGUACAACUUCAGGUACGCCAAGUACUACAAGAUGGACAACGGCACUGACUAUCGUACUCUGAUCAAGGCCACCGCCAUCCGGUUUGACGUGCUGGUCAAUGGAAAUGCAGGGAAGUUUGACAUGAUCCCCACCCUCAUCAACAUGGUGGCUGCCUUCACGUCCGUUGGUGUGGGCACUGUCCUUUGUGACAUAAUACUCUUGAACUUCCUGAAGGGGGCGGAGCAAUACAAGGCUAAGAAGUUUGAGGAGGUACAUUUUAAGGUAUCCGACACGCAGAUUAAGAGGUCCAUAUCCAGCAACGGGCUGUAUCGGAGUAGAGAGCGGAAUGCGGUCGAGAAUCGGUCAAACGACUCCGGGGCAUUCUCCAUUGGUCAAUAUGGCUAAGAGAGCCAAUCAGAUGGCAUGUUCUAAGGGGAAAUGGCAAUUUUGGAGGUUCGGCUGCAAAUCUUUUAGUAUGGCAAACUCUGAGUCGGCUGGAGAUGUCAUGUGUAAAUGUGUCUCUUUAUUGUGCGAACACAGGCAAUGUUAUUGAGGCAAUAUGGAUUUUGAUGUAGUCAAUUGUCUUUCAUUGGCUAGUUGCUGGCCCAUUUGGAGUCAUGUGAUAUGAUCUUAAAAACCCAUCUGAAAUCCCAACCUGGUUCACUACUUUGAAAUGGUUGCGUGUUAAAUGGCAUUACAUCUAAGUUGAUUCAUAUCCACCUCUAUAAGUGAAUUCUCCCCCUAAAUGUCGAUAUUGAGGAGGUUUUAGCUUUUUCCCCACUAAUGUGUGAGAUUAGCAGUCGGGGAGGGGAAGCUGAUCCUAGACCUGUAGCUAACAUUACUAAUAUUUCACAUUUUACCUGCCAUACUUUCAUAGAGGAUGUUUUACGUGUAAUGAAAAAUGUAGCAUGUAACCAACCACGAACUGUAAUAUUUCAUAUAUAGUAUUACUAUGUAAUAUUUCAUAGUAUCUAAAUCUACCUAACCACAA